AUGAGGUUGGAACAGUUUGUUGGCAUUUUUAUGAUGGUGACCGUCGGCGAGACGACACUCAGCGCAUCCGAUGGCUUUAACCAGAGCAGCGCGAUAGAUCAGCAGGACGCACUACAGAAACCACCGAGCGACCAGUGGAGGGACACCGAGCAUGGCAAGGUGCUGUCUAGAAGGAAGCGAUUUAUCGUAUUUCCGGAAGGUUCCAGUUUUUCCGUGGCUGUUUGCAUGACGAUCGGUUUGUACGGUAACCCCAACUACCAGUUCGUCAGCUGGGCCCUCAACUGGGGCAUUGCGUACAAUCUGCCCAAUCAAACCGUCAGCUUCCAGAAGGAAAUGACCGAACCGAAACCGAUGGUGCAACGGCGCUUUCGGCGUGAUCUCUACCAGAAGCUGGAAGUGAUCAUGGACAGCAUGGGGUACGAUGGGCGGGACUGUAUUCUAAGGGCGCUCUGCGAAAGCUCGCAGUACUUCGGCGGCAAAGGAAGCAACAUGGUGGCGGAGAUGUUACGGACGCUUUUCAGCUAUCCCAAGCAGAAGGUACUUUCGUUCGAGCACGCCGAUCACAAGUUGUACGACAAGGCCCAUCGCAAGGGCAGAAACAUGGCACCAUGCCAAUCGCUGUACGGUAACUGUCGGUUCUCGUUACUGGAGCUCGCGCUUGGUAAAUAUUCAACACCGUACGGGUUUAUGUGA
Messenger RNA from Anopheles marshallii, 693 nucleotides. RefSeq lists its product as uncharacterized. The transcript has 2 exons. NCBI's taxonomy places the organism in Eukaryota, Metazoa, Arthropoda, Insecta, Diptera, Culicidae. The record is from RefSeq and is a predicted model, not a curated record. Bases 1 to 693 code for a protein of 230 amino acids.